AUGACGUGUGCUCGUCGAGUUUUCCGCUGUUUUCGGUGCGUCGAACGCGCUGCAGACAGAAUCACAGGCACAGCGGGCCCCUGGUUUGUCUGUCUGGCCAUCUGCCUGCUAUCUGUUGGAAUCCUCAGCUUCUUUACCAUCAUCCAACCUACACUACCAUUCCCAUGGCUGACGGCGCCCUUCUCUGUGCUCAUUGCACUGAACGUGGUCGGACAUUACUACCACGUCUGUACCAUCCCGCCCGGGUCCGUCGGUGACACCCGGUCUCUCGUCCAUGGCAACGGAUUCCUCUGGGCUGCCCCGCCUCCUAAUGGGGGCUUGUGCCUGAACAUCGUCCGCGCACGCAUGUCUCGAUGUAGGAAGUGCAACGAUACACGGCCAGAGAGAGCACACCAUUGCCGCAUAUGCAACCGAUGCGUGCUCAAAUUUGAUCAUCAUUGUCCCGUGAGGAUAAAUCAAUGUGUAGGCCUAUACAACGAACGCCAUUUCGUCCUUUUCAUGGCAUACCUCGUCCUCGCCACAUCCAUUUUCACCAUCCUUGGAUUCCCACAUGCGUUUAUCGCAUUCGGAUUCACGGUCGCCGUCUGGACUCAUUCGCUUCCUCCCUUUCUCUUUAUCACAACUUACAUUCUCUGCCUCGUUCUUUCCUUCGCUGUUGCUAUCAUGCUCGCUUGGCACAUAUGGGGAGUCGCGCGUGGUGAAACCGCUGUCGAGGCACAAGAUCAUGAAGUUUAUACGAAAUGGGCUAAGGAGAGGGGAGAGACAUUCAUCAAUUCAUAUGACCUAGGUACACGUAGGAAUCUUGCCCUCUUUUUUAAUGUCGGUGAGGGCGGAUAUCCUCUUUACACACUCUUCCUUCCCUUCCGUCUGAUGCCUUACACCGACGGAUAUGCGUGGGCGCAUCGCGACGGUCUUAGCCGACACCAUGGCGUGAGGGAAGGUGAAGAGCUGACGGAUGGGGAGGAUGACGAGGAUUAUGGUGGCAACGCAGGUGGUGACAACCACGAUCGGUGA
This is a messenger RNA of Pisolithus orientalis, 1014 nucleotides long. Its product is annotated as zf-DHHC-domain-containing protein. Bases 1 to 1014 code for a protein of 337 amino acids. The record is from RefSeq and is a predicted model, not a curated record. Gene Ontology annotation, molecular function: palmitoyltransferase activity. NCBI's taxonomy places the organism in Eukaryota, Fungi, Basidiomycota, Agaricomycetes, Boletales, Pisolithaceae. The transcript is spliced from 9 exons.